AGAAAAAACGCCGUGAGGGGAAUGCAAAAAUGUAUUUAAUAUAUUUUAAUUAAUGUUACAAUUUUAAAUAUUGUCUGACAGACAUUGAGUCAAGCGACUGGUUUCACAAUAUAUCGUUAAUUAUUAUGCGACGUAAGCAGACUUUCAUAGAAAAACAAUAAAUUCUGUUAUGCAGCUUUGAUUCAAUAUAUGCAAAUCGAUAUUCAAUCUCGACUUGAGCAAUGCAGAGUUCACCCAACCCGACCACAGUGUCUCUUAUCGAUCACUGAUUCUCUAGUUAUUGAUCACGGGUCGAUGAUUUGGUAGUGAGAGCGAUUGGUUUCGGUUCCCCGUCGGGUAGUUAUCUUAUUCAUCAUGCUUCAACUAGGAGAUGGACUCACGCUAUUCUCGGUGGUCUUCGUCGUGGUUUUGCUGGGAACCAGAAGCGCCGUUUGGUCCACGGUACUUACGGCCUCCCUCUACCUCUUCCUGGUGAUGUUUCGUUUCCCUCCGGUCCCGUCUAGCCGGGCUAGACAGGUGCUACGCCCCGGGUCUACAGCCCCUACGGGCGGCGUCUCAGUGGUGGCGCACCGCGGUGGUGGACACGAUGCCCCCGAGAACACCAUAGCUGCUAUUCGGGCGGCCAGUAAGAACGGAGCCACAGGUGUGGAGCUUGAUCUGGAGUUCACUGCUGAUGGUGUUCCUAUACUGAUGCACGACGAUACCGUGGAGCGGACCACAAACGGAUCGGGUCCACUCAGCAAACUGCUCUUCUCUGAAGUGCGCAAAUUAGAUGCUGCAGCCAAACAUAGAUUCAGUGACCGCUUUCGGGGUGAGAAGAUUCCUACACUGCAGGAGGCUGUGGAAGAAUGCAUCAAACACAAGCUGACCAUCUACUUUGACGUUAAAAGUCACCCGGAUGAGGCCGCCGAAGCCCUGAAAGAGCUGUUUCAGAAAUAUCCGGUGCUCUACAACACCAGUAUUGUGUGCUCGUUUGAGCCCAAAGUCAUUUAUAGGAUGAGGCAGGCGGAUGCUGACGUUGUGACAGCAUUAACCCAUCGACCGUGGAGCCUGAGUCGAUUCGGCGACUGGACGCCACGGUUCUCAUCCGUAUGGAAGCAUCACUGGAUGCAGGUUCUGGAUGUGAUCCUCGACUGGGCUCAUCAUCACCUGCUGUGGAAUUUGUGUGGGGUCUCUGCAUUCCUAAUGCAGAAAAACUUCAUAUCCCAAGACUAUGUGAAGUACUGGGCUGACCGGGGAGUAGAGGUGGUGGCCUGGACAUUAAACACGGCUGUGGAGAAGCAGUAUUACCAGCAACUACUGAACAUUAACUACAUCACCGACAGUCUCGUAGAGGACUGUGAACCUCAUUAUUGAAAUAUAAAAUGACUAGUUGAGGUCCAACAAUA
Molecule: messenger RNA, 1388 nt
Organism: Misgurnus anguillicaudatus (oriental weatherfish)
Lineage: Eukaryota; Metazoa; Chordata; Actinopteri; Cypriniformes; Cobitidae
Source: RefSeq, a predicted model, not a curated record